This is a messenger RNA of Cicer arietinum (chickpea), 2188 nucleotides long. Its product is annotated as serine/threonine-protein kinase PBL34-like. The record is from RefSeq and is a predicted model, not a curated record. NCBI's taxonomy places the organism in Eukaryota, Viridiplantae, Streptophyta, Magnoliopsida, Fabales, Fabaceae. Gene Ontology annotation, biological process: protein phosphorylation. Gene Ontology annotation, molecular function: ATP binding; protein kinase activity.
CGUUUUCUUUCUUUCACAUUUGAAGCCUGCCCGUCCUGCCCGUUGUUGAAAAUAAACUCUCCUUUCACAUGCAAAUGCAAUCUCUCUUCCAACCAUACACCCCCUUUGGACUCAACUGAGUUAAUCUUUGUUUUAAUCAUUAGUUUUGUUUACUUCUUUUGAUCCUUUUGUUUUAACCAUGAUGUUCUUGUUCUUUCAGUUCCAUAAAUAAUUUUCAUGAAUUUCACACCCUUCAAUUAUUUGAUUUGAGUUUACUUGAAUUGGGUGUUUUUAAUUUUUGUCUUUUUUCAUAACCCUUGUCUAAAGUUUGAAACUUUGUGGUGAAAUUUUGAGUAUGUCAAUUUUUCUAUAAGAGUUUUUGUGGAAGAUGGGGUUUAGGAAUAAUGCAAUUCAAGCUGGAAGUUUGGAUUUUGGGAAGUCAAAGGGAAAAAUGAAGAAAGAUGAUGAUGAGAAGGAAAUUGGGUGUUGUGUUAAAUUUAGUUGCUUUGGAAAGUGCUUACCUUCAAGAUCAAAGGUUGAUACUUCCAUAAGUGGUACUACAAGUGCUCAUAGUGUGGAAAAAACAUCUGCAUAUGAGAAAAGAAAAAAGGAAAAAAGUGCUCCUCCAGGAUCAUCUACAACUAGUAAUGCAGAAAGUAUACCUUCCACUCCAAAGUUCAGUGAGGAAUUGAAGGUUUCUUCUCAUUUGAGAAAAUUCACAUUCAAUGAGCUAAAGUUGGCAACUAGGAAUUUCAGACCGGAGAGUCUUCUUGGCGAGGGAGGAUUCGGUUGCGUCUUCAAGGGUUGGAUCGAGGAGAACGGAACUGCACCUGUGAAACCAGGUACUGGACUUACCGUCGCAGUAAAGACCCUCAAUCAUGACGGACUUCAGGGUCACAAAGAGUGGCUUGCUGAGUUAGACAUUCUUGGUGAUAUUGUCCACUCGAAUCUCGUUAAAUUGAUCGGUUUCUGUAUUGAAGAUGACCAAAGAUUAUUGGUUUAUCAGUUUAUGCCCCGUGGAAGUUUGGAGAACCACCUCUUCAGAAAAGGGUCCUUGCCUCUUCCUUGGUCUAUCAGAAUGAAAAUCGCUCUUGGAGCCGCAAAAGGUCUUCAUUUUCUUCAUGAAGAAGCUCAAAGGCCUAUAAUCUAUCGCGAUUUCAAGACAUCCAAUAUUCUAUUAGAUGCAGAAUACAAUGCAAAGCUCUCUGAUUUUGGACUUGCCAAAGAUGGUCCUCAAGGGGAAAAGACACACAUAUCAACAAGAGUUAUGGGAACAUAUGGUUAUGCCGCUCCUGAGUAUGUUAUGACCGGUCAUUUGACAUCAAAAAGCGACGUCUAUAGUUUUGGAGUUGUGCUACUUGAAAUGCUCACUGGUCGGCGAGCUGUUGAUAAGAAUAGACCAAACGGAGAACACAACCUUGUGGAAUGGGCAAGACCUGUACUUGGAGACCGAAGAUUGUUAUUCCAAAUAAUUGAUCCUCGUCUUGAAGGUCACUUCUCGAUCAAAGGGGCACAAAAAUCUGCCCAACUAGCCGCUCAGUGUCUUAGCCGUGAUCCAAAAGUUAGACCUAUGAUGAGUCAAGUUGUUCAAGCUCUAAAGCCUUUGCAAAACCUCAAGGAUAUGGCUAUCGCAUCUUAUCAUUUUCAAGUUGUUCGAGUAGAUCGUACGAUGUCCAUGCCGAAUUCUAAAAACAGUAUGCAAAAACAGUUAACUUCUUUAUCAAGAAAGGGUCAACCCGUAAGGAUCUUGUCGAGUCCAAAUGGUCAACAUGGUUCUCCGUAUCGUCAUUACACCAAGUCACCAAAACCUAAUGGAUAAGAAUCGUGAUUCGCUCGUUAAUUUGAUUCUCUGUUCAUUCGGCUCCCUCAACCUAAGCAAUUAGCUCAACAGAAACUGUUGUGUUUUGACAAUUUGCCUUUCUAAAACAUUAGAAAUCACUAAGUUAUAUGUUGUCAAUGUGAAUUUGUUAUACACUUUCCACCUUUUCAUAGGGUUUCUUCCUUUCAUAAUGUAUUUUUUUUUUUUUGUAAAGAAAACAAAUGGUGGUGUUAGUUCAUGCUGUUAUUCAUAGAUAUUUACAUACUCAUUGGUCAAUGUACUCAUCAGUAAAUACUUAUAUUAUUAAUGUAAUCAAAUGUCAUACUUGUAAGAGAAACAUGCUAUAGAGCUAGCUUUGAAGGACUUCUAAAUUUCUGGAUUUAAUUUUUA